Dermacentor silvarum is the source of this 1266-nucleotide messenger RNA. RefSeq names its product palmitoyltransferase ZDHHC15A. Gene Ontology annotation, molecular function: protein-cysteine S-palmitoyltransferase activity. Gene Ontology annotation, biological process: synaptic vesicle maturation; peptidyl-L-cysteine S-palmitoylation; protein targeting to membrane. The record is from RefSeq and is a predicted model, not a curated record. NCBI's taxonomy places the organism in Eukaryota, Metazoa, Arthropoda, Arachnida, Ixodida, Ixodidae. The coding region runs from base 1 to 1266 and encodes 421 amino acids. The transcript has 3 exons. Gene Ontology annotation, cellular component: endoplasmic reticulum; Golgi apparatus.
AUGUCUUCCUCUUCGGAAGACCCAGAGCCGACGGGGUCCCGUCGUUCCGCGACGACUCGCCUGGUCGCCUGGCUUCCCGUCGCCAUGGUGGUGGCUCUGUUUGUCUGGACCUACUACGUCUACAUCUUCAUCUUCUGCGGCCACGUUCUCGAGGACGACGUGCAGCGGGUCGUGUUCGGCGGCGUCUUCCACCUGCUGCUGCUGCUGUGCCUCUGGUCGUUCGUGCAGACCACCGUGACCAGCGUGGCGCCCAUACCGCGCUACUUCUCGCUCAGCGAGAGCGACCAGCGGCUGAUGGAGCAAUGCGCCGACGACGACGCGCGCCGCCAGUUCCUCGAGAUCCUGGCCGACAACCGGGGCGUGCUGACGCGAGGUUCCAACGGGGUGGUGCGCUUCUGCGACACCUGCAAGCAGGUCAAGCCCGACCGGGCCCAUCACUGCUCCCAGUGCAAGAGGUGCAUACCAAAGAUGGACCACCACUGUCCGUGGUUCAACAACUGCGUCUGCUUCAGCACGUACAAGUUCUUCCUGCUCACGAUAUUCUACGUGGUGGCCCUGAGCGUGUUCGGGCUGCUGAGCGCGACGCACCACGUGGCCGGCUUGUGGUCCGGCCACGCCGCCUCUGACGUCACGCUUCACACGACAUUCCUGUACGUGUUCGGCGUGGUGCUGUCGCUGACGCUGGGCUCCUUCCUCUACUUCCACAUCACCAUGGUCUGCAGCAACGUCACCACUCUCGAGGACCUACGACCGCACCAGUUCAAGGAUCAAAGGGACUCUUUCGACGUGGGCUGCUGCAACAACAUCGCCGAGGUGUUCGGCCGCCGCAAGGCCCUCUGGCUGCUCCCGGUGUUCACGGCGGUCGGUGACGGGACCCGGUUCCCGACGCGACUGCAUCCGGACCGGAACGUGUAUGGUCCUCCUGCGUCGGUGGCAGUCGAGGCGCGAAGGCCUUCCGUACCGGUCCCUCCCGCCACCGUGGUCACCGGGACUGCCACGCCCUCAUGGAUGCCCCCGGUCGUGGGUCCACCCUCGUGCCGCUAUCCGGUUCCAUCCAGCGAAUCGGUGGCCCUGACGUUGUCGACGCCGUUGCAGCUGCCGCGUCGGGGAGCUGGCGGUGGUCGCCACGCCCGUUUGCCUCCAAUGGCCAUCACCAUUGUGCCGGGCAGCGAGACGCCCGCGUCACGGCUUCACUCGAUGGACGAGAAGGACGCCACGUCGUCGAUGGCGCCACCGACGUCGCUGACGUCGGUGGAUGUGCAGUGA